CCAGGCGGGCAUCAUCCUUUAAAGAGCAAAGAAUUAUUGCUUUGAAAGCAAGGAGAUUAACCAGUUCCUAAAGCUCAGUCUAUCUCCCUAUUAUAAAACACUACAGGCUGUCUACUCUCAGCCAAUUGGAUGGAGGACAAGUUGGAUGAAUCAGAGGUCAAUUGGCUUGAGAGCAUGGAAGAAGAGCUCAUCAAGCAAGAUGUUCUCUUUGAAACAGAACUGGUCCCUCUCAUGGCUCCUCUAACCCCAACCGAACCUCAAUCAGAACUUCCUAAAGAAGAAUUAGUAAACUUGCUUGUCUCCAAGGUUUAUUCCGGCCCGACGAUAGGCGACGUCGAAAGCGCACUGAGCCUGAGCUGCAGCAGCAAAAAGCUAGGCAAUGGAGGCGGCGGCAACCAGCACAGGUCUAGAGUAAUAUCUGGGUUAGCAGAGAAGGGGUGGUCUAGUACUAAAAUGGAGAACAAGUAUAUACUCAGAAUAAGGACUUGUGUGGAUGGCGUUGCGGAUGAUGGAUAUAAAUGGAGAAAGUAUGGCCAGAAACUCAUCAAAAAUAGUCCAAAUACGAGGAGUUAUUACAGGUGCACGAACCCAAGGUGCAAUGCGAAGAAGCAGGUGGAAAAAUCAACAGAAGAUCCAAAUACAGUAAUGGUGACGUAUGAAGGUCUCCACCUCCACUACACAUACUCCCAUAUCCUCCUCUCCCAGAAGCAUGACAAGCAUGCAGCAAACUUAAAUGCAGUGAAGAAACCAAAGAUACAAGAAUCUGAAGGGCAGCAGCACAGGCAGCCUAUGGCACAUUUACCUCAGAGCCCUCAAAAGAGAGAACAAACACAACAGAAGAAAAUUUUGACGGCUGAAGAGAGCCGUCAAGAAUGCUUCUUGAAAGAUAUUUUGCUAGAAAAUCCAUCACUGAGAGAAAAAAGCGUGGAAAACGGACUUCUCACUGAUGCCCAGAGGACACAAGGAAUGUUGGAAGAUGUUGUGCCAUUGAUGGUGAGGAAGCCUUGCAGCUCAGACGCACCUUUAAAUGAUCCCUGCUAUUCUUCUCAAGAAUCUUCCCCUACACACGAUACCUCUCUACUCUUGUCACCUAGUAGCUCCCUAAUUGAUAUCGGUAUACUUUCAAGCAUUUGGUGAGGGACAAAAGUGUCAGGAAAACUCACAAUGCACAUUAUAGAUUAAAGAUCGGGAUUUGGAUGUUAGUUUCUACUAUGUAUAUAGUCCUCUAUUACAGGCAGUGCUUGCUUCAACAUAUGAUCCCUGGAGUGAUGAAAUUAAAUACAUAAGUAAUAAAGGAAAUUUUCAAGUAAAAUAUAAGAUUUUUUUUUUUUUUUUUUUUGGUGCAGUAGACCUCCUUUCUGCUAGAACAAACAUCCCGUUUUUUUCUCAAAUUAGAUAUCAUCAAGUUGAAGCAUCCAAAUAAGGUUUUGAAAAAAUACCAUGAAAACCAAAGGAAUCAUACAAAAAGUAAUAAAAUUAUUAGGCAGAAACCCCAACCUAAUUAGAAUUACCCAUUUUAAUAGCCA
Molecule: messenger RNA, 1526 nt
Organism: Phalaenopsis equestris
Lineage: Eukaryota; Viridiplantae; Streptophyta; Magnoliopsida; Asparagales; Orchidaceae
Product: probable WRKY transcription factor 49
Exons: 3
Coding region: 130-1137 (335 amino acids)
Biological process (GO): regulation of DNA-templated transcription
Molecular function (GO): DNA-binding transcription factor activity; sequence-specific DNA binding
Source: RefSeq, a predicted model, not a curated record